AUGGAGAAAAGUGGGCAGGGGCUGGCUCACCCCACCACCUAUGCCAGAGAACUGAUUAGUCAUCCCCAUGGUCAAAACAAGAGUGCUCCACCAACUUUUAGUCAUCUGCUCUUCGUCACACAAAAACCGUUUCCUAUAGAAUCGCUGGGAGAGCAGAACAGAAGUCCCCACAAAACCCAUUUCAUUUCAAGCCUUGUAGGUGAGCUCAAUAGAGAGAUGUCUUUGAUAGGAAGAGUACACCCUGACUGCGUAAAUGUAUCCAAUCCAUACCAUGAAUGCACUGAAAAUUGCUUGAGAAAGAUUCAGGAAGGGAAAGGCCGGAAGACUAAAAAGAAAUCAGGUUCCAUACUUGAUGUUCCUAUAUUGGGCAGAAAAAAGGAGAGAUCCCGACCAAAGCCCCCUCAAGAGCUUGACAAUGUCCCUGGGCAAGGAGCAGUUUAUCAUUCAGAUGCUCCGUUAUCUAAGGAAAAGGUGAAUUUAGAGAAUGGCUCCGUCCUUGAUGAUCCUAUUUUCAGCAGAAGAAAGCAGGGAUCCCAACCAAAGACUUCGGAAGAGCUUGAAGAUGUCCCAGUUGAAGACUCCGUGCUUGAUGAUCCUAUAUUCGGCAGACGAAAGCAUGGAUCCAAACCAAAGCACCCUGAAGAGAUUGAAAAUGUACCAGAUGAAGGUGUACUUUAUCCUUCUGAUUUACCCUCGUCUCCAUCUAAGGAAAAGGUGAAAUUACAGAAUGAUGAGCAUAAAUCUUAUUCUCCACCGAUUUCUGAAGUAAAAGAUCCUUCUUUCAACAAGGGACAAGUGCAGUCCUCUCUGUUAGUGCCUCCAUCUGGAAUUAUCACAAUGCCUGAAUAUCCCAAAGAUCCUCCAGAGAAUGGUGCUACUGAUGUCACUAGUGAAUUACCUGGUCAUGGGGAAGACAAUGAAAAUCUUCAUCAUUCUGUUCCAAAUCUUACUGUCAACAAUGCUGAAGAGGGCGCUGCUGGUUCAGCUUCAGAUUCUAGAAGCUUUAGUUUCUCAGGUACUCUCCAACCUUUUGAAGAGAGUGAUGAAGAAGAGACACGAUCUGUUAACUCUGAUUCCAGUGUGUCUGUGGGAAAAUACCGUGUGAAAGGAAGUUUCUCUUCAAUUCUCCAGUCGAUUGUUGACAAAUACGGUGAUAUAGCAGCAAGCUGUCAAUUGGAAUCAAUUGUCAUCCGCUCUUACUAUCUCGAGUGCGUAUGUUAUGUGGUUCAAGAGUUGAAGCGAACUUCAAUCAAGCAGCUGACAAAGCCUAAAGUCAAAGAAAUGUUAUCUAUGCUCAAGGAUGUAGAAUCCUCAGGAAUGGAUGUUGGUUGGCUUCGUCUUAUCAUCAACAAAUGUGCAGAAGCCACUGAACUUGUCAGUCAGCAUCGAGCAUUCGAAACAGCAAAGGCCAACUGUGAUCGCGAUAUAGAAUCAACAAAGAAAGAACUAGAAUCACAAAUGGAGGUUUUGGCUCAGAAAGAAAAGGAGGUUGCUGAAACCAGAGCCCACCUGAGGGAGCUUGAGCUUAAAUCUUCUGCUCUGAGUGAGACUGUUAGUAACAUGAAGUCCAAGGUUGAUAAUCUUCAAACCAAGCCAUUGUUGGACAAAGUGUUGUGA
Molecule: messenger RNA, 1617 nt
Organism: Prunus armeniaca (apricot)
Lineage: Eukaryota; Viridiplantae; Streptophyta; Magnoliopsida; Rosales; Rosaceae
Source: the annotation of a GenBank genome assembly